Messenger RNA from Arachis duranensis, 3787 nucleotides. RefSeq lists its product as uncharacterized. Lineage: Eukaryota; Viridiplantae; Streptophyta; Magnoliopsida; Fabales; Fabaceae. The record is from RefSeq and is a predicted model, not a curated record. Gene Ontology annotation, cellular component: nuclear pore.
UAUUGUAAACACAUUCUCUUCCCUUUCUAAUUCUAUUAUCAAUUUUCAUUCACUUGCAGCUUCUGAGGCACACAGACAGAGAAAUGCUGUCCCCUUUGCAGCGGUUCCAGCUAGCUUUAUCACCUUCCUGAUCCCAUUCCCACCUGCCACCGCUUUUUCCGGUAAGCUCUGUAAUUUACGCUUACUCACUCGCCUUAUGUUCCAAGCAUUCUUCCUCCGUCAACGUCUUCAUUACUCCCUCUUCUGUCACUUGUAACCGGACUCCACGGUCUGCAUUAUAUGUUUUUAUGCUCGUGAAGCUUCAAUUUGUAGCCAUUUUCCACUAAGUACUUUGUAGCACUUGCUUGAUCUGUUCAUUUCUGAUUCGGAAGUAAAGAAUCUCGUGCACCUGUGCUUCAAUUGAAGGUCUUGUGAUUCGACGAAUUCAACUGCAUUGAAAGUAAGAAGUUUGAGUGGCAGCCAUGGUUCUAGGCUCAAAAGGGAAGAACCGGAGAGGUGGCACCGUGCAAAUCGAUUGCCUUGUUCACAUUCAAGAGAUUAAGCCAUGGCCCCCAUCACAAUCUCUCAAGUCCCUUCGUUCUGUGUUGAUACAAUGGGAGAACGGCGAGCGCUCUUCAGGGUCUACCAGUCCUGUUUCCCCAGGUGAAGGGAAAAUUGAGUUUAAUGAGUCAUUUAGGCUUCAUGUGACUCUGUUGAAGGACAUGUCUGCCAAGCAUAGUGUUGCUGAUGUGUUCCAAAAGAAUUACUUGGAGUUCAAUUUGUAUGAGCCUCGAAGAGAUAAGAUUGUUAAAGGUCAGUUGCUAGGAACUGCCAUUGUAGACUUGGCAGAUUGUGGCGUUCUUAAGGAGCCCUUGAGUGUUAGUGUUCCAUUGAACUGCAAGAGGAACUACAGAAACACGGAUCAGCCGCUUUUGUAUGUUAAAAUCGAGCCUACCGAAAAGCAUCGGACUAGGUCCUCGUUCAAGGAAAGCAAUCCCAAAGAGGCAUCGAAGGACAACAAAGGUGGUGACUCUGUGUCUACAUUGAUGAAUGAAGAAUAUGCUGAGGAAGCUGAGAGUGCUUCCUUUACUGAUGAUGAUGUUUCCUCCCAUUCAUCUAUUGUAGCAGCUACUACCCCAGAAACUAGUGGGAGUAUACCUCCUCAUUGUGCAGAGAAUGGAGCACAUGGAGCAACCCGAAACAAAGAUAGUAAUGAAAAGGAGCAUACUUUGGCAUCAGAAACAAAGGUUGAAAGAUUGCAACAAGAUACAUGUGAGAAACUAGAGAGUUCAUCUAAUGCAUCAUCCGGAGAUCUGUCCUCUAAUAUCGAAAGCCCGGCAAAUGGUCAACCAGCUAUGGAGAAUACUAGUAAUCACAGCCCAGUGACAAUUCAAAAGCAAGUUGUUGAUUCUUCCUCCCCAUCCUUGGAGGAAAAUUCCAAGAGCAGGUUCACAAACAGUGAUCAUGAAAAUUUGGAUCAGGAGGAUUUUGAAGAGGAUGCUAAUUGUAGAAAUAAAUUUGAAGAUGUUAAAACUAACAGUAAUGGAAGUACUAUUGAUAUCUAUUCAAGGAACACUACAUCUCUUAGUAAUGGCUUUGUGGACAUGACUCCAGGCUCUGUAAACUGUAUUAGUUCAGAAAUCAAUGACAAAUUGAAUGAGCUGCAUGGUGAAGCUGACGAAUCUCACAUGAAGGGGGAAGGAAGUGCUAAAUCUUAUUGUAGUUCUGUUGAGGACAGUAAUGGAAAUGAAAUGUCUGAUUUGGAUAUGCAAAACCAUGUAGGAAAUGAAUCAAUGGCUCAUGGUGUGAAAGACCAAGUUUCAUUAAGUAGCGAUUUAUACUAUCUUGGUGGGUCAGAGAGUCAUCUGAAAGGCAGUAAUAUUAUGAGAAGUGAGAGAUUAAAGCACGUGAAGUCGGUGAGGUCAUCAACAGAAUCAGCUAGGAGUAUUGGAUCACUCAGUAGCAAUCAUCUUUCUGAAGUAAGAGAAAGCCAUAUAGGAGAUGCACAAAACAAUGGAGGGAACAUCCAUGACAAAAGAGAUGCUAAGAUUUAUCCAAGGGAAUCCAGAUCGACCAUUUUUGACAGCAAGGUUGAGAAUUUGGAAAACAAGAUUAAGAUGCUUGAGGGAGAGUUAAGAGAGGCUGCUGCCAUUGAAGCUGCUUUAUAUUCAGUAGUUGCUGAGCAUGGCAGCUCCAUCAGUAAGGUUCAUGCCCCAGCUCGGCGCCUGUCCAGGAUGUACCUUCAUGCUUGUAAAGAAAAUAUUCAAGCAAGAAGGUCUGGGGCUGCUAAAAGUGCUGUUUCAGGUUUAGCACUUGUUGCAAAAGCUUGUGGAAAUGAUGUCCCAAGAUUGACAUUUUGGUUAUCUAAUUCUAUUGUGUUGAGAAUAAUUAUAAGCCAAUCCACCAGAGACAUGGCACCAUCAAGUCCUACCGGUUAUAGUAUGAGAAGGAAGAGAGCAGAGGGGAAUGGAAAAAUAGCUCAACCAUUGGUAUGGAAAGGUCUAUCUGCUAGGAAAAGUGAGAAGACAGCAUAUGGUGCUUUUGGCAGCUGGGAUGACCCAAAUGUAUUCAUCUCAGCACUAGAAAAGGUGGAAGCUUGGAUCUUCUCUCGCAUUGUGGAAUCAAUAUGGUGGCAGCAUCAAAGAAAAGCUUUAGAAGAAUGUCUACCACAUGUGACAAAGAGCAAGGGGAUUUAUCACUUGACAUUUGGAAGAAUGCUUUUAGAGAAGCCUGUGAUAGGAUCUGUCCCAUUCGAGCUGGAGGGCAUGAAUGUGGCUGUUUGUCUCUUCUUCCUAGAUUGAUAAUGGAGCAGUGUGUGGCAAGAUUAGAUGUUGCAAUGUUCAAUGCCAUCCUUCGUGAAUCUGCUGACGACAUCCCAACAGAUCCUGUAUCUGAUCCCAUUGGUGAUCCUAAGGUCCUCCCCAUUCCACCUGGUAAAUCAAGCUUUGGAGCUGGUGCACAGCUGAAAACGGCGAUUGGAAACUGGUCUAGAUGGCUGACUGAUCUAUUUGGUAUCGAUGAUGAUGACGCGCUUGAAGAUAAAGAUGAUGAUGACCAUUACAGCAGUGAUGGAAGUCAAAAUACAUCAUUCAAGGCCUUCCAUCUUCUCAAUGCACUAAGUGACCUCAUGAUGCUCCCUAAGGAUAUGCUGUUAAACGAAUCCAUCAGGAAAGAGGUGUGUCCCAUGUUUAGUGCACCACUUAUCAAGAAGAUUCUGGAGAAUUUUGUCCCGGAUGAAUUUUGCCCCGAUCCAAUUCCACCUGUUGUCUUUGAAGCUCUGGACUCACAGGAUGAUCUCGAAGAUGGAAAUGAGUCUGUCAACUACUAUCCAUGCAUUGCAGCUCCAAUCGCAUAUUCACCUCCCCCUGCAACUUCCAUUGCAAGCAUUACCGCGGAAGUUGGAAGCGAAUCUUACCUGAGAAGAAGUAAAUCUUCCGUUAUCAGGAAGUCAUACACAAGUGACGAUGAACUCGAUGAAUUAAGCUCUCCAUUAUCUUCUAUAUUAUUUAAUGGUUCUUCCUCCUCUCCAGCAUCAGUAAAACCCAACUGGAAGUUGAAGGAUUGUCGCAUUGAAUCCAAUGUCAGAUAUGAAUUGCUCAGGGAUGUCUGGACGAAUAGCGAGUAACCUUUCAGAAAUCAAAUAUUACUAUCUGCGUGUAACUAAUGUUAGAUGCCACUAUGUAAAAUAAUGCCCUCAAGGUUUAGCACAUGUAUUAUAAGCUGGUGUGGUGAUAGUUGCUUGCAUGUAAUUAAAUAACAAAUAAAUAACGAGGGAUAUGUUUAUACCGGUGUAAGUUUUCUUGAGUUA